Messenger RNA from Pelmatolapia mariae (spotted tilapia), 2050 nucleotides. It is a transcript of the gene cnih2, whose product is annotated as cornichon family AMPA receptor auxiliary protein 2. The coding region runs from base 665 to 1147 and encodes 160 amino acids. Gene Ontology annotation, cellular component: dendrite; endoplasmic reticulum membrane; COPII-coated ER to Golgi transport vesicle. NCBI's taxonomy places the organism in Eukaryota, Metazoa, Chordata, Actinopteri, Cichliformes, Cichlidae. The record is from RefSeq and is a predicted model, not a curated record. The transcript has 6 exons. Gene Ontology annotation, biological process: endoplasmic reticulum to Golgi vesicle-mediated transport; regulation of AMPA receptor activity.
AAUAUAUGUGUCAUUCAUUGUGUUCUGGAUCCCGGAGCAACAGAUGAACAGAAAGCCAUACAACAAACUACAAAAACUACAAAAAGCCAUAACCGCCUGGGACAAUAAUUCUCGCUGUUUUUACUGCUCUUAGUAUCGACUAGUAACCUGUGCUUCUGUUGUCGGCGUGUCAGUCAGACUCUUGGUGGUUUGUCAGUAAAAAAAAAAAAAGAAAUAAAAAAACCAUGAUGUGUAGGCUUUGUCUAAAGAGAAACUGCAGGGAGGACAAGGAGGAGACAGACAUUUUCCCUGUCAGAGACUGAAAAGAGGAGCACUGGGCCAGCGGCAGACUACUGUGGCUGUGAACAGACACAUAAGUGCUUCCUAGAUCAAAGCAAGGAAGGAGCUGUCCUGCUGUCAGAUUUACAAAAAGAGACAAAGACAGAAAGCAAGUAAGCAGUGGAGCUGCGACGUCAGAUGAUUAUUGAUUGUUACUAAAACUGAGUGCUUUACCCACCUGGACAAUAUAGACUCAGCUUGCAUCAAAGGGGAAAACCAACAAUAGCCUCUACCACAGUAAAAGGAGGAGGGGGAGUGACCAGUAGCCAGAGAGAGGCAGAGAGCAGGGAACCAGUUUCCUUUCUCUCCCUUCACCCGUGUCCUUGUCAGGCUGGCUGGUGCAGCCAUGGCGUUCACCUUUGCGGCCUUCUGCUACAUGCUCACCUUGGUACUGUGUGCAGCUCUCAUCUUCUUUGUCAUAUGGCAGAUCAUUGCGUUUGAUGAGCUUCGCACAGACUUCAAAAACCCCAUCGAUCAGAGCAAUCCCACCAGAGCGAGAGAAAGGAUUCUCAACAUUGAAAGGAUCUGCAACCUGCUUCGCAGGUUGGUGGUACCAGAGUACUCCAUCCACGGUCUCUUCUGCCUGAUGUUCAUGUGUGCUGGAGAGUGGGUCACACUUGGCCUAAAUAUCCCGCUGCUCUUCUACCAUCUGUGGAGGUUUUUUCAUCGGCCCGCUGAUGGCUCAGAGGUCAUGUAUGAUCCUGUCAGCGUGAUGAACGCGGACAUUCUUAACUACUGUCAGAAAGAGUCCUGGUGUAAGCUGGGCUUUUAUCUUCUCUCAUUUUUCUAUUAUCUCUACAGUAUGGUCUACGCCUUGGUGAGCUUCUAACAAACAGGAGAGAUGAAGAAAUAAAAUAACUGUAAAAGAAAAAUUGGAGAACAAACGGAGACACAAACCUUUACUUUCUCCAUGUAUUCUGACCUUUCUGGCUUUGGGCUUUGGAAGUCUAACCUUGGACAAACCAUGAAGAACAAUUUGAGUGAAUGUGAAUUUUUUCGAAAAAGCCUCUUUUCGAUUGUAUCAUUGUACACCCGAUACUGCUGUCGGACAACCGGAUGAAAUCUUGAAGGACUGAAACGCAGGUGUUUGUGUUGCCUUUGACCCAUUAUACAAUUUAACAAUAUUUCGGAAGGGCUGGAUUUUCCCCACGCUGCUCUUAAUAAUCCAGUCGCUCAACUCACUGUGAAUCUCCAAACACUUGGGGACUGGAAAAUGAAAAAUUAUGUCUGUAUUCUUUGACUUUGACAAUGUACUAAAAGCAGGAUUGUUUUGCAUAUGGAAACUCUGACAUCAAACCAUUACUCUGAUCGUGUUGCAGGAAUUGGGUUAGCAGUGUAAGACGUUUAACGGACCUGGCAUGAGCUGGAGUGUGCACAGACACCUUUAACCAUGACAGAGGAUAAAGAUUUGCCUGAUGCCAGUCUCUGCCAAACGCAAAGUCAAAUAAGACAUUGGUAAAAAAAAAUAAAAAAAAAUAAAAUGGAAAAAAAAGCAAGGAAUUAUCCAGGUUUGACUCAAAUAAGUUUGACUUUAAGGGUCAAUGCUUGUGAUGCGCAUUCAAAAUAGGUGUGUCCAUACGUGAGAGGGCAUAUUUUACGCUAUAUGCUAGGUUCAUGCUUUCCAAAGAGCGUUCAGCUCAAACAUGCCAAAAUGUUACCGCUGAAAAUCAUUGUGCCAAAUAUAAAAUCAAGGUCAAAAGAAAAAUGAUGAGACUAGAAAGUAGUUGCAGUA